This is a messenger RNA of Adelges cooleyi (spruce gall adelgid), 2047 nucleotides long. Its product is annotated as baculoviral IAP repeat-containing protein 7-like. Gene Ontology annotation, biological process: positive regulation of protein ubiquitination; regulation of cell cycle; negative regulation of apoptotic process. The transcript is spliced from 11 exons. The record is from RefSeq and is a predicted model, not a curated record. NCBI's taxonomy places the organism in Eukaryota, Metazoa, Arthropoda, Insecta, Hemiptera, Adelgidae. Gene Ontology annotation, molecular function: ubiquitin protein ligase activity; cysteine-type endopeptidase inhibitor activity involved in apoptotic process. The coding region runs from base 248 to 1750 and encodes 500 amino acids. Gene Ontology annotation, cellular component: nucleus; cytoplasm.
CGCAUAAUAUUGUUCCAAUCAAAUAGCCGCUUGUAUUCGGAUUUCGUUGUUUUAAAAACGUACAAUUUUUUUUGACAAUAAUUGAAUAAUAGUAAUUGUUAGUUGUUUUUCUACAUAAUUUAUUAAUAAGACUGAUGACACUGAUGAAAAAGUACUGAAAUUUGUCUACAUUCAAUAGUAUAUAGUCAACACUUCGUAAGAAACUAAUAGGAAUAAUAAUAAUCAAUCAAUUUGUGAACCAGUACUAAUGGAAUCAAUCGACUUCAAAAACGAAAGUAACAGAUUGGCUACAUUUACUGGUUGGCCGAUAUCGUUCAUCAUUACUCCGAAGAGUUUAGCGUCUGCUGGAUUUUAUUACACCAAACAUACCGAUAAAGUGAAAUGUGCUUUUUGUAAUAUAUGUAUUUGUCGUUGGGAGUUUGGCGAUAAUGCUAUAGAUGAACAUAAACGCCAUAAUCCAAACUGUAAUUUUGUUUUAAGUCAAGAAUGCGGCAAUAUACCCAUAAUUGAAGGAAUUCAGUUGCGUGAAGAAUUUGUAGAAAACCAUAAGGAAUCAGGUGAACCUAUUGACAUACGUGGUUUGGGAGUAAGAGCUCAUAAAGUUGCUUUUCACUUAAAAUAUAAUUCCUAUUGUGCUCGUUUAAAGACAUUCAGAGGCUGGAACAAUGAAUCGCAAAAACCAGAGGAUUUGGCCUGUGCUGGAUUUUUCUUUACAGGAAGCAAUGACGAAGUACGCUGUUAUUAUUGUGAUGGUGGUCUUCAAAACUGGGAAUUAGCUGAUAAUCCGUGGGUUGAGCAUGCCAAAUGGUUUCCAAAUUGUGACUUCUUAAACUUAGUUAAAGGAGAAAAGUUUCUUGAUUUAAGUUUAGUGGAGCGAUUUAAUGCACUUCUAAAUAGACCUCGAUCUGAUGAUACAACAUCAACGUCACAAGAUAGUCAAGCGGUUAGUAUUCAUCAAACGGACAAUAUAGCGCCAAAUGAUCCUGGUUCUUCAGGCAGACGCCGUGCUGAGGUAACUGACCAACAAAUCGAUGAACUAAUGUUAGCUUCUCCAGCGAUAAUGGCACUGGAGUUGGGUUUGCAGCCUUCUCAAGUAAGACAAGCAAUAAGAAGUAAUAUGCAAGAAAUUGGACGACCCUUCAGAUCGAUGGACAGUUUUAUUCAACAAGUUUUGACCCAAAAUCAGACUUUUCCCACUGAUGGGGAUUCUAUGACUUUGGAAGAUAUACUCCGUAGAGAGGGUCCAUCAAUUAGAACAAAUACCAACCAACAUCAUGAGGGUUCAUCCGAAGAAUCUGAUGAUAGUGAUGGAGGCAGUGAUUUUGAACUGAGAAGUUUGCCUUCUAGUUCUAGUUUAGAAGAAGAAAUAAUACUACCACAGUCGUUAGAAAUAAAUAAUUUAAUUAGCUCAAAUAAUAGUAACAUUCAUAGUACUCCAGAACCUGACCUUGGCAGGAUUAUUAUUUCUGACGCUACACAACCUAGUGAAAUUAAGAAUAGAGAAGCAGAAGAAGUCACUUCAGAACUAAUACAACCUCAAAGUUCAAAAUUAUCUCAGUCAGAUUUAGAGGAGGAAAACCGUCGUUUAAAAGAAGCUCGCCUCUGUAAAAUUUGUCUAGAUCGAGAACUGGGUGUUGUUAUGUUACCAUGUGCUCAUUUAGUUGCAUGCAUAACUUGUGCAUCCAGUUUGCCAGACUGUCCAUUGUGUCGACAAACCAUUAAAGCCACAGUUCGCACAUUCCUUUCGUAAUGCGGAUAAUUUACCUGUUAAGAAUUAUUCAAUAAGCACCUAAUGUACGGGUUAUUGGGUAUGACAAGAUUAAUUCAUACAAUUUGUGAGAUGUUUCCAGCGCUGUUUAUAUUAUAAUGUUAACCCAAAAAAAAUUAUAUUUGAAGUUAAAAAAAAAUUGUUUGCAGCACUUGCCAAAGUGAAUUAGUUUUAUAUUUUGAUAUUUGUACAAUGUUUCCACAUUAUAGAUGGUACUGAUUUCGUAUAAAAAAUAUAGUGCAAUUGAAAAGUAUGUAAGUAUAAUACAUUUUUAUUACA